AUGGCUGGCCGCUUUUUAUCGCUAUCUCUUUCCCGCUCUCUCUUACUCUCUUUAUCUCUCUCCCUCUUUUCUUUCUGCCUCUCUCCUUCUCUCUUCAUUUCUUUGUCUCUCAACCCAUCUCUUUCUCCGUCUCUCCCUCUCUCUCCCUUCCCUUUUCUCAAUCUCCCCUCUCUCAUUUUUUAUCUCUCUCACUCUUCCUCUUUGUUCCUCUCUCUAUAUCUACCCCCUCUAUCUCUAUCUGUUUCUCUCUCCGUCCUUUUUUCACUCUUCCUCUUCCCGUUCUUCUCACCCUCUCUCUUCCUACCUUUUUUUUAUGUAUUGGUUCUUCUUCUUCUUCUUCUUCGCUUCUUCUUCUCCUCCUUCUCAUCCUCCCCUUCUUCUUCUUCUUCUUCUUCUUCUUCUUCUUCUUCUUCUUCUUCUUCUUCUUCUUCUUCUAUCAUUGUUCAUUUUCUCCUUUGUUCCUUUUGUCGUCAGUGCGUUAUCUAUCUAUCUAUCUAUCUAUCUAUCUACCUAGCUAGCUAUCUAGCUAUCCAAGUCUCUUCGUUAUCUAUCUAUCUAUCUAUCUAUCUAUCUAUCUAUCUAUCUGUCGCAGUCUGUUCUUUAUCUAUUUCAGUCUGUUCAUUUCUCUUUAUCUAUCUAUCCAAGUCUCUUCAUUAUCUAUCUAUCUAUCUAUCUAUCUAUCUAUCUAUCUAUCCAAGUCUCUUCAUUAUCUAUCUAUCCAAGUCUCUUCGUUAUCUAUCUAUCUAUCUAUCUAUCUAUCUAUCUAUCUAUCUAUCUGUCCAUCUAUCUAUCCAGCAGUUCGUCCAUUUCAGUUUAUUCAUUUCUAUUUAUCUAUCUAUCUAUCUAUCUAUCUAUCUAUCUAUCUAUCGUUAUCUAUCUAUCUAUCUAUCUAUCUAUCUUCUAUCUAUCUAUCUAUCUAUCUAUCUAUCUGUCGCUGUCUGUUUUUAUCUAUUUCAGUUUGUUCAUUUCUGUUUAUCUAUCUAUCUAUCUAUCUAUCUAUCUAUCUAUCUAUCUAUCUAUCUAUUCAUGCAUAUUCUUUACUUAGCUUCUCGGUAUCCGAGAUAG
Molecule: messenger RNA, 1065 nt
Organism: Acanthosepion pharaonis
Lineage: Eukaryota; Metazoa; Mollusca; Cephalopoda; Sepiida; Sepiidae
Source: the annotation of a GenBank genome assembly